CCUUCCUAGGGUCUACUGACACACAAAGCCCUCUGAAAUUGGAGCCUUCGGAUCCAUCUCUUCUCAUAGAGUUUGGUUUCAACUUAAGGUGUUCCAAAACGAACCGGAGGACAAGGAGGCUUACAAGAGGAGAACGGCUUGGCACAAAGCAGAUGGACCACAUGUCUCCUAGGUUGAGAGCCUUCCUCUCUGAACCCAUUGGGGAGAAGGAUGUGGCCUGGGUGGACGGAGUCAGCCGGGAGCUUGCCAUCAAUUUGGUCACCAAAGGUUUCAACAAGGCCUACAUCCUGCUGGGACAGUUCCUUCUGAUGCACAAGAAUGAGGCAGAAUUCCAGAGGUGGAUCAUCUGCUGUUGUGGUGCCACGGAGUACGAAGCCCGCCAGAGCUCCACCUGCCUGAAGGAAUGGUGUGCCUGCUUCCUGUAA
Messenger RNA from Peromyscus californicus insignis, 425 nucleotides. It is a transcript of the gene Banf2, whose product is annotated as BANF family member 2. The transcript is spliced from 3 exons. The coding region runs from base 153 to 425 and encodes 90 amino acids. The record is from RefSeq and is a predicted model, not a curated record. Gene Ontology annotation, molecular function: DNA binding. NCBI's taxonomy places the organism in Eukaryota, Metazoa, Chordata, Mammalia, Rodentia, Cricetidae.